This is a messenger RNA of Paralichthys olivaceus (Japanese flounder), 2018 nucleotides long. It is a transcript of the gene marchf5l, whose product is annotated as membrane-associated ring finger (C3HC4) 5, like. NCBI's taxonomy places the organism in Eukaryota, Metazoa, Chordata, Actinopteri, Pleuronectiformes, Paralichthyidae. The record is from RefSeq and is a predicted model, not a curated record. Gene Ontology annotation, molecular function: zinc ion binding; ubiquitin protein ligase activity. Gene Ontology annotation, biological process: regulation of mitochondrial fission; protein polyubiquitination. Gene Ontology annotation, cellular component: mitochondrial outer membrane.
GCGCCUCGCUGGGCGGGACCUAUGGUGGCUGAAGCUAAUCGUGUGUCAACACUUUAUUCCGGAUUAAACUUGUGGAUCUUCACAAAGUGUGAGCGGCUCGUGUUCCAGGUACGUGCUGCUCCAGGUGACUUACAGCUGCUGGGUCCACCGACACCUCGACGAGUCAGCUAACUAACUAGAUAUUGAUUUCCGGUCUUUGCUGUCGUCUGAUGGGCUCAUGAGAACAUCGAAGAGACAAGAGUCAGUUCCUGAACCAUCAUGGCCGUUGUUGAGGAGCAGCCUGAGAAACACUGCUGGGUGUGUUUUGCCACAGAGAGGGACGACCACAGUGCGGAGUGGGUGAGUCCCUGCAGGUGUAAAGGCUGCACCAAAUGGAUCCAUCAGUCGUGUCUGCAGCGCUGGCUGGACGAGAAGCAAAGAGGCAACAGUGGAGGAGCAGUCAGCUGUCCGCAGUGUGGCACCGAAUACCACGUUGUCUUCCCCAAGAUGGGCCCCUUAGUGUAUUUCCUGCAGCAGGUGGACAAAGCUCUGUCACGAGUCAGUCCCUUCGCAGCUGUCGGGGUGGUUGUCGGGACGGUGUACUGGUCAGCCGUCACAUACGGAGCUGUGACCGUCAUGCAGGUUGUGGGUCAUAAGAAGGGGCUGUAUGUGAUGGAGCGGGCUGACCCGCUCUUCCUGUUGAUGGGUCUGCCCACCAUCCCUGUGGUGUUGGUCCUGGGAAAGAUGAUCCGCUGGGACGAAUAUUUACUUCGGCUGUGGCACAAACGCCACCUUCCUCCAGGUCACAACCGUUAUCUGCCUCGUCUGCCUAACGACGGACCCGGUGCAGGAGAUCAUCUCUCCGUGUCCAGGACUCUGUGCGGAGCGCUCAUCUUUCCCUCCAUCGCCAGUCUGGUGGGGAGGGUUCUGUUUCGACGGGUGUCAUCGAAUCUGCAGAGAACGAUGCUGGGGGGCCUCGUGUUCGUGUUGCUUAAAGGAGCGUUGAAGGUGUAUUUCAAACAGCAGCAGUACAUCGUCCAGGCCAACAGAAACAUCCUCAACUACCCCGAGAGAAACGGAAAUGGACAGAACGAAGGUGGCGAGGACACAGAGGAGAGUGGAAACGAGUAGUUUGACUUGUUUGGAUACAGAAGCUGGAGUCUAUGUCAGAGAGGAUUUUAUAAAAAAACAAAUGUAUUUUUAUCGUGACAAAGCAGAACUCAGGAGACUAGUUUUGGCAGCAGUGGCAGUGGACGUCUCGUAAUUCACUGACGUCCAGUAUAAAGUCUGAUGACGGUUCCCAACACUAAAUCCAGUUUAUGGCUCAUUUGACAAAAAAUUAGAAAUGGCCUCCUCUCUUUUUCAAGAUAUUUGAAUCCUUAGUUUGGCUCUAAAUGUCCUGAAUGUAGAAAAACUGUUGGUGCUGCUGUUUGCAAACAAUCAAUUUACCCUCAGUGCCUCUUAUUAUCGUAACUGACUUAGUUGGAACGCUGAUGCACGUGCAGGUGAAUCAGUUCUACCUGAGAGACAGCUCUGUUAACACAAGUCAGACCUGCUGAAUCACAGGUGUUUGCAGAAUGAAGGUUUGGGUGUUAUAGGGACGCAGUCGUAGCGUUUCAUAGUUUUAUUGCACAGAUUAAUCAGAGUGUGUUUAUUUAUUGGUCUCAUGUUGCACUUCCUCUUGAUGCUCAGUUAAAGCAGAGUUCAGACCAGAUGACAAAGGAGAUUUAAAACACUGAUUCAAUAAUAUAUUUACAUUUGUUUGGAAUUUGAUUCUCGGUCUGGAGUUCUCCAUGUUCUUGAAAAGAGAUUUUCUCUUUUAAAGUAAACGUGUAAUUCAUGUUUGAGUAUUCUUCAGUUGAGGUAAAUAAAGCAGCUCCUGGACCAGAAGGUCGAGAAACUAUCGAUCGUCUUUGCUUUUGCCAAAUGAAAAAUCUCUGGCUGAUUGAUGCCGUGUCUUUGCAGGAGUGAGUUAAACUGAGCUCAUAUUUUAUGUCUUGGAGAAUAAUUUGUCUAAUAAAUCUCUCUGGAAAACCAAC